Messenger RNA from Cooperia oncophora, 417 nucleotides. NCBI's taxonomy places the organism in Eukaryota, Metazoa, Nematoda, Chromadorea, Rhabditida, Trichostrongylidae. The record is from the annotation of a GenBank genome assembly.
AUGGCCAAAGAAAAUCAGCCAAAUCUACCAGUUGGAGUCCUGCCAAAGAACUUUGCCACCCUGUCGUGCAGACCACCAGUGUGCAAUCCGUAUCACUCCUCAAUUGGCGUUGGGGUAGAGGCCAACGUGCACAUCGAGGACGGUUACGAAGGUGAACUCGACCUGCCGGUUCCACUCAGCAAAGGAAUCGGAUAUCGACUUCCUAUCAGUGGCAAUUACCAUCGAGAUACGGACGAUAUCUCGGUAACUUAUGGACAGAAUCUCCAUCCUAUCGAUCCUCUUGUUUUUGCUCCCGAAGAAGACCUGUUUCAAACGAAGCGACGUCGUCGAGGUGCUGAUUUUUUAUUGGUAAGCAAAAACUUCUCACUUUUCAAAACACGGCAACCCCAGGGGAUUUUUGCGAUGAAAGGCAGAUGA